Eucalyptus grandis is the source of this 1651-nucleotide messenger RNA. RefSeq names its product auxin-responsive protein IAA26. Gene Ontology annotation, biological process: regulation of DNA-templated transcription. Gene Ontology annotation, cellular component: nucleus. Gene Ontology annotation, molecular function: protein binding. The transcript is spliced from 6 exons. Lineage: Eukaryota; Viridiplantae; Streptophyta; Magnoliopsida; Myrtales; Myrtaceae. The record is from RefSeq and is a predicted model, not a curated record. The coding region runs from base 359 to 1402 and encodes 347 amino acids.
AUAUAGUUAAUUGCGCAUGUAGAAUUGCUUGCACUUCUCUAGUGCGGCUUCAGUUCUCGGCAUUUGGAAUCUCCAUGCAACUGCCUCUUGCUGCUCUAAAACACGGUCCACUUGAGUCGAAGUGAAAGCUGAAAGAGCCCAUCCACUGUACAUUCCCACUGAAGCAUGGCUGUGAUAUAACUAGGUUUUCUUGCCAUCUGCAUUGUAGGGGCUCUUCCUCUUGGUCGGUAGUAGAGUUGAGAAUCUUCACAGGCUUAAAGUCAAACUCGUUUUGCUGCUGCCUGCAACGCAUUUCUCUUUCAGUCAAUUUCUGUUUCAAAGUAUCUGAGAAAGGUUUGUCAUCAUUUAGACAGCACAAAUGGAUGUCUAUUCUCAUUUAUGCAGAAUGCCUGCAAAGGAGAAAGAAGGGUGCUUAGGAAACAAUAAGACCGAUGCAGGAGGGUCAAACGAUAAGAACUUGGACCUCACUCUCGGUCCCCCCGGAGAAAGCUUUAUUCAAGGAGCCAAAAGGGUGUUUGAAGACGCUGUAACUCAUAAAGCAGGACAUCCAAAGCUCUUGCAUAAACACCCCUGCUUGAAUCCCCCUUUGACAGACCAAAAAAUUGAGGUGCUUGCUGAUAGCAGGACAUGCUGGACUGAGAAAACAACUUUGGCUUUUCGUAGAGUGAUUCAGGAACUCAAGAUGCAGCCCAAUUCUUCGUACAAACAGUUCUCUUUAACCUCCCCGCUGAAUGAGAUGGUUGCAAAAUCUUCACAAGAGUGUGUCUAUAACGAAGCAGACUUGCUCAAUUUAAACAAUGAAGCCCUUUCAAGUCCAGUUAUUCUGCCUGGAAACUCUCCAAAAAGAAUUCCACCUGGUCCAGUCGUUGGGUGGCCUCCAUUAGGUUCCUUCAGGAAAAACAUAGCAAACAACUUCUUGUGCAGGCAAACUUCUGAGUUGUCAUCGAAUAACUUUGGGAGGCAGGACAAUUGUGAACGUCAAUCAGAAGAUCCAAACCAGCACAUGUUUGUAAAGAUCUACAUGGAUGGAUUCCCAAUAGGAAGAAAACUGAACCUCAAAGCCUAUGACAGUUAUGAGAAGCUCUCUGUUGCCAUUAAUGAACUUUUUAGAGGCCUUCUUGCUGCUCACAGCUUUACCGGUGAUGAUACAAGUGCAAAGAGAGAGGACACAAAUGCCGAAAAUGGGGAAUGCACUCUAGUUUAUGAGGAUAAUGAAGGAGACAGGAUCCUUGUUGGCGAUGUUCCGUGGAAUAUGUUCGUAUCUACUGCCAAGAGGCUGCGCAUCUUGAAGAGCUCGGGUCACUCCGCUUCCCUGCCACUUGUAAGCAGUGAUCGUCUUUCAGUUGUAAGCAGUGAUCAAGAAAAUAAACCUCUUGAUUCAGCAGCAAAAACUGGAAAAUGAUGGAGACCUUGAGCUAAUCAUCAGGAGUUCGCAGAUUCAAGGACUUGUAUAUUGUGCCUCCUAGUUUUUUCUGUUUUGGACCAUCCAUAAGGCUAUUCUAGAUGUUUGUGUGUUAUUAGUUCUUGUCCAUCUAUUUGUACAUAGCAAUGCAUUAGUUUAUUAGGACUUAUCAGCUGAAGCAUAUAUGUAAUUACAGUUAGUUUUUUCUGCUACAAGUAAAAUUCCCCUCGACAGAAUGGAUUUCAGUAA